UGGCGUUGUGAAGGGCUCUGGCGCUCAGCUUUUGUUUUUUUCAUUUCCCCCUUCUCCCCUUCCCCCCCCCCCCCCCCUUGAAUAGUUUGAAGCAUUUCGUUUUCAUAGCUGCCAUCAUGAGCGACACUGAAGAACAAACUUAUAUCGAAAGGGAUUCACGUUCCCCUUCUAAAUCACCAAGUGAAAGUCUACAUGGAUCUGGCAAGUCUGCCAGCCAGUCUCCAGAAAAUUCUGCUGAGCGCUCCCGUUCCAGAGAUGGAUCGAGACACUCCAGGUCCAAGUCACGAUCUCGCUCGAGAUCCAAAUCCAGGUCUGUAUCCCGGAGGAGUUCUCGCAGGCGUUACUCAAGGUCUCGAUCCCGUUCUCGUUCUCGCCGUAGGAGAUCCAGGAGCAGAUCCUAUAGUCCUGAUUAUAGGCGCCGUCGCAGCCAUAGUCGAUCUCCUAUGUCAAAUCGGAGGCGUCAUAUUGGCAAUCGGGCUAACCCUGACCCCAACACUUGUCUGGGAGUUUUUGGACUAAGUCUGUAUACCACUGAGCGAGACCUGCGAGAGGUCUUUUCGAGGUAUGGCCCACUUGCAGGGGUUAAUGUCGUGUAUGAUCAGCAGUCCAAUCGCUCCAGAGGCUUUUCUUUUGUCUACUUCGAGAAUGUCGACGAUGCUAAAGAGGCUAAAGAACGUGCCAAUGGAAUGGAAUUGGAUGGGCGUAGGAUUCGUGUUGAUUUCUCUAUUACUAAAAGAGCCCACACACCUACCCCUGGAAUCUACAUGGGAAGACCAACCUAUAGUUCACGCCGCAGAGACAGUUAUGACCGAUAUGACAGAUAUGAUGACCGAGAGUAUUACAGCAGGUCCUACAGAAGACGUUCUCCCUCUCCCUAUUAUAGCAGGGGUGGCUAUCGUUCUCGCUCAAGGUCACGUUCUUACUCUCCACGUCGCUACUGAAGAUCUGACGGAUUCAAAUGGCAACCUUCAGGCCAGCUGACCUACUUGCUGAAGAUUUCUUUUAUAUAAAACAAAUUUUUUUAGUCAUGUUUGUGUAAAGUUUUUUUUUCUUUCAAGAAGUGUUUAGUAAGAAGCUUAAAAUGUUCCAGUUGUAUUGGGUUGUUAAUAAAACAACCAUUGUUACAUCCUUGGGUUAGGCCAACAUAAACUUUGUUUUUCCAAUCUUGAGCAGCUUUGAGUGUAGAUAGGAACAUAAUGCAAUGGUGAAUGACCGUUUAGCUGCUAUUGUCUCAUUUAAUAAGAUGUAUGUUCUUUGAAGUUUGGUGAUGGGAACUAAUAUUGGACUUGUGGAGGACUUAUACACGUGCAGAUUCCAGAUCUGCACUCGUAGCAACAUUGGUUUCUUAUGUUCUCAUUCAGUCCCAUGAACUCAGUGAAGGGCUUUUUUCACAGUGUGGAGUAAAUUAAAAUCCUAAAUUUUAAACUUGCAAAAUGGUACAUUGAAGAAUUAGAUAUUGGUAAUUAAACAAAUUAAAUGGAAACUAUUUGUAGAAAAUAGUGUUGGUUUUCUGACUGGAAGAAUUUUUUAAAAAUUCCACAUUGAAAAGACGUAUUCCAACAUCAAUCUCAAAAACACUGGGGAAAGGCAGCACUUAAGCCUGGCCUUAACUCUCAACUAAUUGUGAUUAGCUGAAUUUGGUUAACUACUGAUCUUUUUAUUAGUUCCAUUAGAUUAAGUUAUUUGAUCUUUCAUGGGACUAUUUUUGUAUCCCAUCAGUAAUAUUCAUUCGUGUCCAUAAAUCUUCUGGAUUCAUGUUGUGAAGAGACUGUUCUGUUAAGAUUUUUGUAUCAGUGCAAAAACUAUGGCACUGAAUACAAGUGUGUGAAAUGCUUUUAAAUAUCUGAUGCAAAAUGAACAUUAAACUUCAGCAAAAACA
Messenger RNA from Carcharodon carcharias (great white shark), 1879 nucleotides. RefSeq names its product transformer-2 protein homolog beta-like. NCBI's taxonomy places the organism in Eukaryota, Metazoa, Chordata, Chondrichthyes, Lamniformes, Lamnidae. Bases 117 to 941 code for a protein of 274 amino acids. Gene Ontology annotation, biological process: positive regulation of mRNA splicing, via spliceosome. The record is from RefSeq and is a predicted model, not a curated record. Gene Ontology annotation, cellular component: spliceosomal complex. The transcript has 8 exons. Gene Ontology annotation, molecular function: RNA binding.